Pangasianodon hypophthalmus (striped catfish) is the source of this 4315-nucleotide messenger RNA. RefSeq names its product Tnf receptor-associated factor 2b (gene traf2b). Gene Ontology annotation, molecular function: ubiquitin protein ligase binding; tumor necrosis factor receptor binding; ubiquitin-protein transferase activity. The coding region runs from base 141 to 1790 and encodes 549 amino acids. The record is from RefSeq and is a predicted model, not a curated record. NCBI's taxonomy places the organism in Eukaryota, Metazoa, Chordata, Actinopteri, Siluriformes, Pangasiidae. The transcript has 12 exons. Gene Ontology annotation, biological process: activation of NF-kappaB-inducing kinase activity; positive regulation of canonical NF-kappaB signal transduction; protein K63-linked ubiquitination. Gene Ontology annotation, cellular component: plasma membrane signaling receptor complex; cytoplasmic side of plasma membrane.
GAAAGACUCUGUGUGUGUCUCACCUCCGCAAAACGCCCAUCGCGCUGAGCAGGCUCGCUGUAACACUGAACACAUCCUCACUCGGAUAAAGUGUGUCGCACUGAAGGUUGUCUGCAGAACUGGGUUCUCAAGGGAACUCGAUGAGGGCAUGUGUUUCCAGCAAUAGCACCACCACUGGGAAAAAAAACUAUUGGGCAUCUUUAAAGAUGAUCAGCAUCGAGGGUAAAUGGAAGGGAAUGGCGCGUCCAUCUUUGCCCUCCUCGAUGGACUCCACUUUACCAGGAAUAUCUCGGCAGGUCUUGUCCGUGUCCAUGGAACCUAAAUAUCAGUGCCAGAAGUGCAAAGAGGUUCUGAGGAAGCCUUUCCAGGCACAGUGUGGACAUCGCUUCUGCGUGUACUGUUUUAAACAACUCACCAGCUCUGGCCCCAUCCCAUGUGAAGCCUGCCGUGAUGAGGGAAUAUUCGAAGAAGAGCACUCGAUACUCAACUUUGCUGUGGCUUUUCCAGACAAUGCGGCGCGAAGAGAAAUCGAUGGUUUGCCUGCAAAAUGCCCGAACGAGGGCUGUACCUGGUCAGGAACUUUGAAAGAUUAUGAGGGGCAACACGAAGGCCGAUGUGAAUUUGAGCGUGUAAAGUGUGAUGCGUGCCAAGUCUACAUCCUUAUUAGCGAGAAAGACCGCCACAAUGAGAGAGAGUGUGAAGCAAGAACUCUUAACUGCAAAUACUGCAAAGUCUCCUUCAGCUUCAAAGAUAUUAAGGCGCAUGAUGAGAUUUGCCAAAAAUUUCCAAUGCAGUGCAAAGACUGUGGCAAAAAGAAGAUUCCCAGAGAAAAGUUUCAAGAGCAUAGCAAAUCAUGUGCGAAAUCCAAGUCGGCCUGCCAGUUUAGUGAAAUCGGCUGCAGAGCCGUGGUGGACAACGGAAAACAGCAGGAGCACGAACAGAGCAACGUGAUGGAGCACUUGCGUCUCAUGCUGGGCGUGCUCUCGUCGGUGCGCAUUCGCUCUGACGCAGCCGGAGAGUGGCAGGAGGACUCGGGUCUCGGCCUGUACCGCAGCCCCGAAGAUGCCGCGCUUCCAGGCAGCCAGGCCGCCGCGGGAGGCCCCGGCAUGCAGCAGAAGAUGACCGCGCUGGAGAACAUCGUGUGUGUGCUGAACAGAGAGGUGGAGCGCACAGCUCUCACCCUCGAAGCUCUCAGCCGCCAGCACCGGCUCGACCAGGAGAAGAUCGAAAACUUAUCUAACAAGGUGCGUCAGUUGGAGCGAACGUUAAACAUGCGAGAUCUACAGCUGGUCGAAUCAGAGCAGAACUUACGAGAGCUGCAGUUUUGCACUUAUGACGGAGUGUUCAUUUGGAAAAUUUCGGAUUUCUCACGCCGCAGACAAGAUGCGCUGGCUGGUCGAGCGCCCGCCAUGUUCUCACCAGCGUUCUACUCCAGUAAGUACGGCUAUAAGAUGUGUUUGAGGCUGUACUUGAACGGCGAUGGUUCGGGCAGAGGCACUCACCUCUCCCUGUUCUUCGUGGUGAUGAGAGGGAAAUACGACGCUCUGCUCAAGUGGCCCUUCAGCCAGAAGGUAACUCUGAUGCUUUUGGACCAGAAUAACCGGGAGCACAUCAUCGAUGCUUUCAGACCUGACAUCAGCUCCACGUCUUUCCAAAGACCCAUCAGUGAGAUGAACAUCGCCAGCGGCUGCCCGCUCUUCUGCCCCCUGGCCAAGCUGGCAGGGAAGAGCUCCUAUGUCAGAGAUGACACAAUUUUUAUUAAAGCGAUUGUAGAUCUCACUGGGCUUUAAAGUAAAAAAAUCUAUGGGUAUAAAAUUUAGAACCCAUCAGAAGUUCAUUUUGAGCUCUGGAAGUCCAGGAUACAACCCUGAUUAUAGUCCAUCUAUAAUAAUCAAGUACUGCUUUAAGGCUCUUUCUUCCAACUUAUGUUAUAUAUCUAGGUUCUCUAGUCUAUCUAAAGCACAACACAGAUCUGAUAAUUAUAUAUCAGAAAAUUAUAUCAGAUCAGUCUGUGAAAGGCUGAUUUGAUGUAAUUGGUCAUAUUUAUAUAAUUUUUUUAUAUAUACACACUAUAUUAAGCAUACGUGCUGGUAUAUAGUUUAAAAUAAGUUAAUACAGCUAGCUAUAUUGCUACUAAUAUAAGUAUACAACUAUGUAUAUGAUAUCUAAUUAUGUAUAAUAAUAUAUUAUCAAGUGUAGUGCAAGACAACAAAAAAAAAAAUUGCACUGUAGAAAAAUGACCAUGUAACUACAGGGUGUCUGUUAAGUCAGGAACCAAUGAGAGUAAAACUACAUGUAAUUCAGUUUUGUUUUUUUUCCCAGUAGUUGUUAUUUACAACAUAUGCUUUACAUUUUCAGUCACUAUACCAUGUUUUUACAGGUUUCGCUCAACAUAUUCUCAUUGGUUCCUCACUUUUCAGACACCCUCUAUACAUAUACAAAUAAAAAAAAAAAAGAAAGAAAAAAAAAAAAAAGACAAGAAAGAAAAGGCAGAGUAGAACUAGAAUGUAAAUCUAAAUAUGAUCGUUUUUCAGCAUGUAGUAUGAAAGAGAAAUGAUAUGAUGCUUUUUACCAAAUCUAGCGUGUUGGAAAUCCAGUAUGCCGUGUUUUCUCACCUUAUUUUGUGCUUUUGUUAUGUUCAAAAGUGCUUUCGUUUAAUACAAGCUUGGGCGUUGCAUGUCUGCACAAUUAUUUGAGCUGCAGAAAUGUAAUAGUCUCCCAAACCUGUAGAAAACGAACCUGCAUGUUUACUAACAUCUGGCUGUAUUUUUUCAUAAUUAAAGUGCAUGCGGUGUGGGAAUUUACGCUGAUUAAGCAGGGGGAACUUAAACUCAUCAGACUGAGAAGUAAAGGUGACACACAAUGUAGCCUAAUUUAACGCAACUUUUAGGUAAUGUUUAUAGAAUAAAAUAUAAAUGCUAUAAGCAAGACAAGUUUAUACAGUACUGUGCAAAAGUCUUAAGCUCCCUAUUUUUUUUAGUACAAACUUUGUUAUAGAUUUUUAUUUUAUGACUUCUACAAAAACUUUUUAGAUUUCCAAACAUUAGUUUUCCAGCACAAAAUUAACUUUUACAGAAAAAUGUUUGUACGUCAGUAAAGAAAGCAGUAUAUUACAUAAGAGACACUUUUCAGAACACAAUGAAGGCUGCUGGGUUUUGCUGUAAAAAUAAGAAGCGAGUCGACAGUCCAAGCCUCCAGAAGAACUGUGGCUGCUUCUGCAAGUUGCUCAGUAAAACUUACACUGCACCGGAGACUACUAUUUUUUAUUUUUUUUAAAGCGAAGGAUCGUCACACCAAAUAUUGACUUUGUUUCAUUUAUUACUGUUUACUGCUCUGUAUAGUAUUUUUUUUAAAUGUAGAAACAUUUGAAGGCAUCUUUGUUCUACAGCAUUUCUUUGCAUGUGCCUAAGACUUUUGAACAGUACUGUAUAUUUGUCUUUAUUUUACACAGUCUUACUUCUCACUUAUUACUUUACUUGUAACUAAAAAAAAAUGUAUUUUAUUUUUUUAUUUUUCAAUGUCCAUUAUCUCUGAUACGUAGUAUUCUGCAGCUGUAGUGAACUUGAGAACGCUUGGUAACUUUUAAGGGCACAAUAAAUGAUAUGUAAAUUAUUGCACAAAACGGGUCAAACAUUGGAAUAUACAUAUACGAUAUAUGAUUAUACAGCACACUGUAGCUCACAAGAUACUUAUCGGGCAUGUAGUGCUGGCUGUAAUGUGUUGCUCAGCAUCAAAAGAAAACGCCAUUGCAGAAAGAAACAACUUAAACUUGUAUAGAAUGUUUAAUAAUUCUUUAGUUAUUGCUAUUAAUAUGAAAAGAAUGUAUUUCUGAGUUAAGAGGAAAAUAAGUAACGAGACAUUAUUGGUGCAUAUUAUGGCCUGUAGCAUUAAAUGUAACACAUCAGGAAAUGGGGCAGUGGUGACUCAAUGGAGCAGAGGGGGUUAAGGAUUACUGACCAGAAGAUUGGGAUUCAAGCCCCAGCACCGCCAGCCUGCCACUGCCGGGCCCUUGAGCAAGGCUCUUAACCCUCUCUGCUCCGGGGGCACUGUAUCAUGGCUUACCCUGCGUUCUGACCCCAGCGUCUUCACGAGGCAAGAAAACAAUUUCACUGUGCUGUAAUGUUUGUGACAAAUAGAGACUGUUCUAAAAAUAAGAAAGAUUGUUGUCUUAUCUCCGUAAUGCCCAUUCUUUCGUUGCUUCCUGUCAAACAACACUCACUGGAUCUCAGUGAUGUCCUGCUAACACUGCCACUUGAUGGAUUGUGAAGUAAUUUUCUGGUUUUCUUCUUAAUAAAGAUGCAACCAUGCAAAAAAA